Cyclocybe aegerita is the source of this 468-nucleotide messenger RNA. The record is from the annotation of a GenBank genome assembly. NCBI's taxonomy places the organism in Eukaryota, Fungi, Basidiomycota, Agaricomycetes, Agaricales, Hemipholiotaceae.
AUGUCUGGAUGGGGGACUAUCGAUCCUUUUGGACUGCGAAUCGCUAUUUCUCAGGCCCGGAAAAGCUACGAAGAAGGCGGUAUUCCCAUCGGUUCUGUGUUGCUCAUCCCUGCAUCGUCGGGCGACCCCAAGGCGGAUCCACGGCAGCUUGGCUAUAAGGUUCUGGGUCAAGGACAUAAUGAGCGGAUUCAGAAGUCGUCUGCGAUUCUUCAUGGAGAGAUCUCGGCGCUGGAAAACGCAGGAAGGUUAAAGGCGGAAGUGUAUAGGAAGGCGACGAUAAUUCCUUGGGUCGUCAUCGGGGAAAACACUACGUUUAUGGGCGGCGAAGACCUUCUACGUCAGAACGGCGUCGAAGUUGUGGUAAUCGAUGACGCUGAAUGCAAGGAAUUGAUGCAGAAAUUCAUCAAGGAAAAACCUGAGGAAUGGAACGAAGAUAUUGGAGAGAUCGCAGGCGCUGAAACAAAAUAA